This is a messenger RNA of Cuscuta campestris, 655 nucleotides long. The record is from the annotation of a GenBank genome assembly. NCBI's taxonomy places the organism in Eukaryota, Viridiplantae, Streptophyta, Magnoliopsida, Solanales, Convolvulaceae.
CCCAAUUUUCCUCCAAUUCUUUAUCUCCUAAUCAAAUAUCACUCUCUUCAUCAAUUUUUGGUAAGCAACGCUGUCAUGGCCGGAGGAAAAUACAAGAGCAAGGCCUCCAAGAAGAAGACCGCCACCGAGGCUACAAGCUCUGCGCCACAACCCUUCCCAUACCUGGACGGCUCGUUUCUUGAGUUCGGGUCGGAAGAGGAACUCUCUCGUUUCAUCACCAAUUUCGCCAAGCGCCCCAUCUCUCCGCCAAGGGUGCUACCCGAGCUAUACCCUCAACAAAAGGGGUACCACGACCUUGACAAUCAACUCAAGGAGUCGGGUCUGUGGCCUUUCGUCUCCCGCAGUCGCACCUCCUUCAAUCCCGCCUACGUUCGGGCUUUCUACUCCAAUCUCCGCCGGGACGGGGACACUAUUCGCAGCAGCAUCAAUCUCGUGGACUCCGAGUUUGACUUGGCCACCUUUGCCCGGAUCGCAGGUUUGCCCACUCGCGGUGACGACAUCGCGACUUAUGGUGGCGAUGAUUGGAUCCUCAACAACGAGGCGGUGGUCAUCCGAGAGCUUGGAAUCACCAACCUCGUCCGUCACAGCGGCGCACCAACCAUUCACUCAGCCCCGCCGGAGAAGCGCCUUCUACUCUACAUCCUCACCCGGAUUC